Pterocles gutturalis (yellow-throated sandgrouse) is the source of this 1312-nucleotide messenger RNA. It is a transcript of the gene BMPR1A, whose product is annotated as bone morphogenetic protein receptor, type IA. The transcript is spliced from 8 exons. Lineage: Eukaryota; Metazoa; Chordata; Aves; Pterocliformes; Pteroclidae. Gene Ontology annotation, biological process: protein phosphorylation; cellular response to growth factor stimulus; BMP signaling pathway. Gene Ontology annotation, cellular component: signaling receptor complex; plasma membrane. The coding region runs from base 130 to 1302 and encodes 390 amino acids. Gene Ontology annotation, molecular function: ATP binding; transforming growth factor beta receptor activity, type I; SMAD binding. The record is from RefSeq and is a predicted model, not a curated record.
UCAGGAAACGAAGUUGGAAGAGUUACAAAAGCACCAAAUUGUGUGUUAGGCUUCACCAAACAGACUCAGCUUAACAUUUGUCAAGCGGAAGGGCCAGUUGCCUUACACAGGAAGGAUUAAAGGUGAACAAUGACUCGAUUGAGAGUUUGUCAGCAAUUGCUUGGAGCCUAUCUGCUUAUCAUUCUCCAUGUUCAAGGGCAAAAUCUAGACAGCAUGCUUCAUGGCACAGGAAUGAAGACAAGUCCUGACCAAAAGAAACAAGCAAAUGGAGUAACACUCGCUCCAGAGGACACCUUACCUUUUCUUAAGUGCUACUGCUCAGGACAUUGUCCAGAUGAUGCUAUUAAUAACACAUGCAUAACUAACGGGCAUUGCUUUGCUAUCAUUGAAGAAGAUGAACAUGGAGAACCCACGCUUGCUUCUGGCUGCAUGAAGUAUGAAGGUUCAGACUUCCAGUGCAAGGACUCACCUAAAGCACAAUUACGCCGCACAAUUGAGUGCUGUCGGACUGAUUUCUGCAAUCAGGAUUUACAACCAACAUUACCACCACUUGAUAGUACAGAUGGACUUUUUGAUGGCAGCAUUCGUUGGAUGGCAGUGUUGAUUUCUAUGGCAGUCUGCAUAAUAGUCAUGAUCAUCUUAUUUAGCUGCUUUUGUUACAAGCAUUACUGUAAGUCAAUGGCAAAGAGGCACUGUUAUAAUCGGGACCUGGAACAAGAUGAAGCAUUUAUUCCAGCUGGGGAGUCAUUAAAAGACCUUAUUGACCAGUCACAGAGUUCUGGGAGUGGAUCAGGACUGCCAUUGUUGGUUCAGCGCACUAUUGCCAAACAAAUUCAGAUGGUGAGGCAAGUUGGAAAAGGACGAUAUGGUGAAGUGUGGAUGGGAAAAUGGAGGGGUGAAAAAGUCGCAGUGAAAGUGUUUUUCACCACAGAAGAAGCCAGUUGGUUCCGAGAAACAGAGAUUUACCAGACUGUUUUAAUGCGUCAUGAAAACAUCCUUGGUUUCAUAGCUGCAGAUAUUAAAGGCACUGGCUCCUGGACACAGCUUUACUUGAUUACAGAUUAUCAUGAAAAUGGAUCAUUGUAUGAUUUUCUGAAAUGCACUACACUAGACAACAGGGCUCUCCUCAAACUGGCGUACUCUGCUGCAUGCGGUCUGUGCCAUCUACACACAGAAAUUUAUGGGACACAGGGCAAGCCUGCUAUUGCACACAGAGACCUAAAGAGUAAAAACAUCUUAAUAAAGAAAAAUGGAACGUGCUGCAUUGCUGACUUGGGUCUUGCAGUCAAGUUUAACAGGUAGAUGAACAAAU